AUGGAUGUCAAGGCGGCCCCCAACGGGGUGGCUACCAUCGAGGACCGGAUCCUGCGGAUCACUGGCUACUAUGGCUAUUACCCGGGUUACUCCAGCCAGAAAAGUACCUCCAGAUCAUCAGUUACUCGAUGUAAACCAGGGGCCAACUACCCCAGUUCCCACAGUGGUAUCAGUAGACAACUCUCCCCUCUUUCUGUCACUGAAGAUUCUUCUGCUCCUAUUUUUGAACUUCAGAGCCGAGGAUCCUCUGGAGUUUGCGGACACAGAGUCGAAAGGCAGAACAGAUCAGGGGAGGAUGGAACACAGACUCUUCCUGAGAACAGCAGUCAAGAAAACAGAAGCAAGGCUCGCUGCCGGUCCUGCACGUCCAUGGUCCUGAAGGCCGUCUGGGGACUCUUGAUCAUCUUGUCAGUGUCAUCAUCUUGGGUUGGAACCACACAGAUUGUGAAAAUUACUUACAAGAACUUCUACUGUCCAUUUUUCAUGACUUGGUUUUCAACAAACUGGAACAUUAUGUUUUUCCCAGUCUAUUAUUCUGGUCAUCUGGCCACUGCUCAAGAAAAACAAUCUCCGAUGAAAAAAUUCAGGGAAUGCAGUCGGAUUUUUGGUGAAGAUGGUCUGACAUUGAAGCUCUUUCUUAAAAGAACUGCUCCCUUUUCUAUUCUAUGGACUUUGACUAAUUACCUGUAUUUACUGGCUUUAAAGAAGCUGACAGCCACGGAUGUCUCUGCUCUGUUCUGUUGUAACAAAGCCUUUGUCUUCUUGCUGUCGUGGAUCGUGCUGAAAGACAGGUUCAUGGGAGUGAGGAUAGUUGCUGCAAUUAUGGCCAUUACGGGUAUCGUCAUGAUGGCAUAUGCAGAUAAUUUCCACACAGAUUCUAUCAUAGGAGUGGCAUUCGCAGUGGGCUCAGCCUCUACAUCUGCAUUAUAUAAGGUUUUGUUCAAGAUGUUUCUUGGAAGUGCCAACUUCGGUGAAGCAGCACACUUUGUCUCCACAUUGGGUUUCUUCAAUUUGAUCUUCAUCUCUUUCACCCCGAUCAUCCUGUAUUUCACCAAGGUGGAGCACUGGUCCUCAUUUGCAGCUCUGCCAUGGGGCUAUCUCUGUGGGAUGGCCGGGCUGUGGCUGGCCUUCAAUAUCCUGGUGAAUGUCGGCGUGGUGCUGACAUACCCAAUCCUGAUCUCCAUCGGGACAGUGCUCAGCGUUCCUGGAAAUGCAGCUGUGGAUCUCCUGAAGCAGGAGGUGAUAUUCAAUGUCGUCCGCCUGGCUGCUACCAUCAUCAUCUGCAUUGGGUUUCUGCUGAUGCUGUUGCCGGAGGAGUGGGACGAAAUUACCCUGAGAUUCAUCAACAGCCUGAAGGAAAAGAAGAGCGAGGAUCAUGUGGAGGACAUCACUGACUCCAGUGUGCACCUGCGGACCAGAAGCCGGGCCAAUGGGACUGUGUCUAUACCACUGGCUUAA
Neomonachus schauinslandi (Hawaiian monk seal) is the source of this 1458-nucleotide messenger RNA. It is a transcript of the gene SLC35F4, whose product is annotated as solute carrier family 35 member F4. The coding region runs from base 1 to 1458 and encodes 485 amino acids. The record is from RefSeq and is a predicted model, not a curated record. Gene Ontology annotation, cellular component: membrane. NCBI's taxonomy places the organism in Eukaryota, Metazoa, Chordata, Mammalia, Carnivora, Phocidae. The transcript has 8 exons.